GCCCUCCAUUUCUUCUGUUCUUCUCCUACGUUCUUCAAGUAUUUGCAUGAAUGAAACUCCAUACCCUCACACCUCAAAAUCCCACUAAAUCAUGUCCCAGAUGACACCCACUAUUCCCUCUCUUUCCCCCCUGAUUUCAUCCUUCCCGGCAAAAUAAAUCCCCCCUCGCAUUUUCUUCGCUUAGCCCACUACUUUUUGUUUCUUGGGUUUGUUGUUGCUCUUCCUUUUUUCUCUGUUCCCUUUCCCUUUCCUUCGGAAUCUCCGACAUAAAAUGAUGAGGUGGGAAAGGGUCCAGCUAUUGUCCAGACAGGGCCAAGAUGGAGCUCUGGGAGAGAUAUCAGGGCCCGGUAAGAGGUGGGGUCAUACUUUUAACGCCAUUAAAGACGGAAGAUAUCUCUAUGUUUUUGGGGGCUAUGGCAAACACAACUGCCAGACUAACCAAGUGCACGUCUUCGACACUGCAAAACAAACAUGGAGCCAGCCUUUGAUUAAAGGAAGCCCGCCCACUCCAAGGGACAGUCACACUUGUACAACAAUUGGUGACAAUCUUUUUGUGUUUGGGGGUACUGAUGGGACGAUCCCUCUUAAGGAUUUGCAUAUUCUGGACACCUCUUUGCAUACAUGGAUUUGUCCAAGUUUAAGAGGCGAGGGGCCACAGGCACGAGAGGGUCAUAGCGCGACUCUUGUUGGCAAACGACUCUUCAUCUUUGGUGGUUGUGGCAAAUCUACCAGCAACAACGAUGAAGUGUAUUAUAACGAUCUCUACAUAUUGAAUACAGAGACCUUUGUUUGGAAACAAGCUACAACAUCUGGGACUCCACCGUCUCCUCGUGAUAGCCAUACUUGCUCAUCCUGGAAGAAUAAAGUUAUAGUGAUUGGUGGCGAAGAUGCACACGACUAUUAUUUGUCAGAUGUUCAUAUCCUUGACACAGAUACUCUAGUGUGGACAGAGUUGAAAACUUCAGGUGAAUUAUUACCACCUCGUGCUGGUCAUACAACCAUAGCCUUUGGAAAGAGCUUGUUUGUUUUUGGGGGAUUUACUGAUGCACAAAAUCUAUACAACGACCUUCAUAUGCUCGAUAUUGAAACUGGUGUAUGGACCAAGAUCACCACUAUGGGUGAUGGACCUUCUGCCAGGUUUUCAGUGGCUGGGAACUGUUUAGAUCCCUACAAAGUGGGCACACUUGCUCUUUUAGGCGGUUGCAAUAGGAGUCUUGAGGCUCUCGACGAUAUGUAUUACUUGUUCACAGGACUCGAAAGGGAGAACGAGAGGAAACCAGAGAAGUUGUCUUUGAGAAAGCAAUUGAAGUUGAAAUGUCAAGAACAUAACCAAAAUGCUACUCAUGGAAGAGCUAUGGUACAAAUUGGUAUCAGUCCUGAUGUGUUACAACCAAUCUCUGUGCAAGGCUUCGGGGCUCCAUACAAACAAAACUUUACUUCGAAUCAAUCUCUGCAUCCUCAUGGAAAGAAAAGUUUUCAAGCGAAGGUUACAGAAAGCAUACCAAAUGGAUACACAAUUGAGACGGUCAUCGACGGGAAACCUAUGCGGGGAAUAUUGCUAUCCAACAGACCAGUCCCCGCUCACUUUGCUCAUCAUAGUACUGUUAGGAAGAGGACUUUUGAAGAUAUUGGUACGAUAUCGAAUGGUGAUGUCUACAUCAAGUCGAAGACUUCUCGAUUGAACGAGCAAGAUGAAGUAGAUAAUAGACAAGAGGACCAUAGUAAUAUGAAGGCAUCGGCUAUGCAUGAACCAGAAAUGGUUGUCACUUCGACUACGCUCAUAAAAGAUUCAGUGUCUUCGGAUGCGUCUUUACCAUCUAAGACGAGUUCAAGUCCAGAAUUGCCUCCUUCGAGUCCAAAAGAUAUUUCAAUGCACGUUGCAAUGGAUAUCGACGUCGAAAUUUCUGGAGAUGCAAAGACAAAUGAUGCCCUUGAUUCGACGGCAGACAUUCAGAACGAAAGUAUUUUGGCUCCACCUUCAGACAAGGAAACUAUUUCCUUUUUUCCAGACCAAGACGACAGAAGACCUGCUACAAUCGACGACGCGAUUCAAGUUUCAACACAGUUGUGGAAAUAACGAAUGAGCAACGAAAUGCUAUUGUGAAAAUAACCAUAAUGCACAAAAGCCGUUUGUACAUUCAUAGGAGAGCACAGAUGCACACUAGGAAACUACUAUAUGACCUUACCAUCUUUCUAACAUAUGUAGAUCAGAUCGUGUCGAAUCCUUCCAUUGAUUUUGAUUCGAUACCCUCAUGCGUAUUCGAGUUGUACUUAGGAACCAUAUCGUUAGAGUUCAGACACUACUCUGGUCAUUUGAACCAGCCACCCACUUGUUGUUGUUGCUGCUGCUACAGCUUCUUGUAGACUGCCAUUCUGGUUCGAGGAGGAAUCGAUGAUCGUUUAGCCACAAACGUCCUAGCUUUGUUUUCAUUAGCUGUUGAAGGCCUGUUCACCUUUAGCUUUCUAGUUGCAAUUCCUUGUGAAAUAGGAGAAGUAGUAGUGAUUACAGUAGAAGUUGGAAAGGUUUAUGUUCUUAUAGGGAAUUGCAACACUGUGCUUUUGACUCCCAUGGAAUGUGCAAGUUUGUAUUGCUUGGUUUUGCUUCAUUUUUUAACCAAGCCCUAUGGAUGAGCAGGUAGGUAUCGUUUAAGUAGAAUUAAGAUAUCGAACCAUAUUCAAAUUUAAAUAUAAAAGGUUUGGUUCGAUUUUUUUAGC
Molecule: messenger RNA, 2715 nt
Organism: Cucurbita pepo subsp. pepo (vegetable marrow)
Lineage: Eukaryota; Viridiplantae; Streptophyta; Magnoliopsida; Cucurbitales; Cucurbitaceae
Source: RefSeq, a predicted model, not a curated record